AUACCCAGAAUGCAAAGUGGGACGCCGAAACCCCAGCAGCAGCAGCAGCAGCAGCAGCCUCAAGCUUUUCAGGUUAUCAUGGCGAUAAAAGACACAUCUUCCCCUUGAGCCUCCGCAGCAACAAAGGAUUUGUUCCUCCGCUACAUGAAAACACUCACCGAGUCUCAGGCAGCGCGGAGACCUGCCGGAGUUUUAGCCCAGAUUGGAGAAAGGACAUAGCGAGUGACCGUCAUGGCAGCGUCGGAGCUGUACACAAAGUGUGCUCGGGUGUGGAUCCCCGAUGCAGAGGAGGUGUGGAAGUCUGCUGAGCUGACGAAGGACUACAAAAAUGGCGACGCCUCCCUGCAGCUCAUGUUGGAGGAUGGAACGAACAUCGAGCACACACUGGACCCCAAGACGAAGAACCUGCCUUACCUGCGAAACCCCGACAUCCUUGUGGGCGAAAAUGACCUUACAGCACUCAGCUACCUCCACGAGCCGGCCGUGCUCCACAAUCUCAAAGUCCGCUUCGUCGACUCCAAACUCAUCUACACUUAUUGCGGAAUCGUUCUGGUGGCCAUCAACCCGUAUGAGACGCUGCCGAUCUACGGAACAGACAUCAUCAAUGCCUACAGUGGUCAAAAUAUGGGAGACAUGGACCCACACAUCUUUGCCGUAGCAGAGGAGGCUUACAAACAGAUGGCCAGGGAUGAGAGGAACCAGUCGAUCAUUGUGAGUGGGGAGUCCGGAGCAGGAAAGACGGUAUCAGCCAAAUACGCCAUGAGAUACUUUGCUACGGUCAGCGGCUCCGCCAGCGAGGCUAACGUAGAGGAGAAAGUCUUGGCUUCCAACCCCAUCAUGGAGGCCAUUGGAAAUGCAAAGACCACUCGAAAUGACAACAGCAGUCGCUUUGGGAAAUACAUUGAGAUUGGCUUCGACACCCGCUUCCGUAUCAUCGGCGCCAACAUGAGAACAUAUCUGCUGGAGAAAUCCCGAGUGGUGUUUCAGGCCGACGAGGAAAGGAAUUAUCAUAUCUUCUAUCAGCUCUGUGCUUCAUCCCAUCUGCCUGAGUUCAAGAAUCUGAAGCUGAGCAGCGCAAACGACUUCUUGUAUACCAGGCAGGGCCGCAGCCCCGUUAUCGCCGGCGUGGACGACACCAAAGAGCUUAGCACCACUCGCAAUGCCUUCACAUUGCUCGGUAUUAAUGAGUCCUAUCAGAUGGGAUUGUUCCAGGUUUUGGCUGCUAUUCUUCAUCUGGGAAAUGUGGAGAUAAAGGACAGAGACUCGGACAGCAGCGUCAUUCCUCCCAACAAUCGCCACCUGACGGCAUUCUGCGAGUUGGUAGGCGUGACCUACCAGGACAUGUCUCAGUGGCUGUGCCACAGGAAGCUGAAGACGGCCACAGAGACGUACGUCAAGCCCCUCCCCCGCCUGCAGGCCACCAACGCCCGUGACGCACUCUCCAAACAUAUCUACGCCAAGCUCUUCAAUUGGAUUGUGGAGCAUGUUAACAAAGCCCUCAUCACCAAUGUCAAACAGCACUCCUUCAUUGGGGUCCUCGACAUCUACGGGUUUGAGACAUUUGAGAUCAACAGCUUUGAGCAGUUCUGUAUCAACUACGCUAAUGAGAAACUCCAGCAGCAGUUCAACAUGCAUGUGUUCAAGCUGGAGCAGGAGGAGUACAUGAAGGAGCAGAUCCCGUGGACUCUGAUUGACUUCUACGACAAUCAGCCCUGCAUCAACCUCAUAGAAGCCAAGAUGGGCAUCCUGGACCUGUUGGACGAGGAGUGCAAGAUGCCUAAAGGUUCAGACGAUUCGUGGGCUCAGAAACUCUACAACACCCACCUAAAGACCAGCUCGCUCUUCGAGAAGCCACGCAUGUCCAACCGCGCCUUCAUUAUUAAACAUUUUGCUGACAAGGUGGAAUACCAGUGUGACGGUUUCCUGGAGAAGAACAAGGACACAGUGAAUGAAGAACAGAUCAACGUGCUGAAGGCCAGCAAGCAGAAGUUUGAGCUGCUGGUGGAGCUGUUCCAUGAUGGGGAGAAAGCUAUUAGCCCCACCGGCCAGGUCCCAGGAACCGGGGGCCGGACCCGCCUCAGCAUCAAGCCUGACAAGAGCAGAGACAGCAAGAGCAAGGAGCACAAGAAGACUGUCGGCUGUCAGUUCCGUAACUCUCUGCAAAUGCUGAUGGAGACUUUAAACGCAACCACUCCACACUAUGUACGCUGCAUCAAACCCAAUGACUUCAAGAUGGCCUUCACGUUUGAUCCCAAACGGGCAGUGCAGCAGCUCAGAGCCUGUGGUGUCCUGGAAACUAUCCGCAUCUCCGCUGCAGGUUUCCCAUCCAGAUGGACGUACCAGGAGUUCUUUAGCCGUUACCGAGUGCUGAUGAAGCAGAAGGACGUGUUACCUGACAAGAAGUUGACCUGCAAGAACGUUCUGGAGAAACUAGUUCAGGACCAGGAUAAAUACCAGUUUGGUAAGACCAAGAUCUUCUUCAGGGCCGGCCAGGUUGCCUACCUUGAGAAGUUGAGGGCGGACAAGUUGCGCGCUGCCUGCAUUCGCAUCCAGAAGACCAUCCGCUGCUGGCUGGCGCGCAAGAAGUAUCUGCGCAAGCGCAGUGCUGCCAUCACCAUCCAGAGGUUCACCAGAGGAUACCAGGCUCGCUGCCUGGCCAAGUUCAUGCGUCGCACCCAGGCGGCCACCGUCAUCCAGAAGUAUCAGAGGAUGUACAUGGAGAAGAAACGCUACAGGCAGAAGCAGGCUGCUGCCCUGGCGAUGCAGACCAUCCUCAGAGCUUACAUGGCUCGGCAGAAGUACCAGGCGCUGCUGCGGGAGCACAAGGCGGUGAUCAUUCAGAGGCACGUUCGCGGCUGGUUGGCUCGCUGCUGGUACAAGCGCUGCCUCGUCUCCAUCGUCGUCCUGCAGUGCAGCAUCCGCAGGAUGAGGGCCAGACGCGAAUUAAAGAAGCUGAAGAUCGAGGCUCGCUCAGUGGAGCACUUCAAGAAGCUCAACAAAGGCAUGGAGAACAAGAUCAUGCAGCUGCAGAGGAGAAUCGACGAGCAGACCAAGGAAAACCGGUCUGUCAACGAGAAGCUAGUUGGUCUAGAGAAUUCCUACACAGCAGAAAGUGAGCGGAUGCGUGGCGAGUUGAACCGGCUACGUGGCGUGGAGGAGGAGGCCAAGAAGAAAACCAACCAGGUGACCUCACUGCUGGAGGAGCUGGAGAGGCUGAGAAAGGAGCUGAGUGCCACACAGCAGGAGAAGAAGACCAUAGAGGACUGGGCGCAAACCUACAGGAACGAAAUGGAGAUGAUGGUCUCAGAGCUGAAGGAGCAGAAUGGCUCGCUGAAGAAAGAGAAGGACGACUUGAACAGGUUGAUUCAGGAACAGAGUCAGCAGAUGACAGAGAAAAUGGUGCGUUCGAUUGCACAGGAGACUCAGCAGCUGGAGUCAGAUCUGAACGAGGAGCGAUCUCGCUAUCAGAAUCUCCUGACCGAACACCUUCGCCUGGAAGAAAAAUACGACGACCUGAAGGAAGAGAUGGUUUCAUCGAACGUCUCCAAGCCUGGCCACAGGAGAACAGAUUCUACCCACAGCAGCAACGAAUCAGAGUACACCUACAACUCAGAGUACGCCGAAUUGGAAGAAGGUUCCCGUGCCGCCGAAGAUGUUACACGAGGAAUGGACACCUCGCUGACCCUCAAGCUGCAAAAACGUCUCACAGAACUGGAGCAAGAAAAGCAAUCGCUGCGCAACGAACUGGAAAACAAAGAGGAGCAGUUCCAGCGGGCUAGGGCCAGGGAUGACGCAGAGUUCAAAAAGGCUCGUGGUGCGGAGCUGGAGUACGAGUCCCUGAAGCGUCAAGAGUUGGAGUCAGAGAACAAGAAGCUGAAACAUAACCUGGCAGAGAUGAGGCAAAGCCUGCUGGGUGACGCAGCUGCAGGCGCCGGGGCCGGGGCCCCAGGCACCCCAGCUUACAAGGUGCUCCUGGAGCAGCUCAACGCCUCCUGUGAGGAGCUGGACGUCCGUAAGGAGGAGGUGCUGAUCCUGCGCUCCCAGCUGGUCAGCCAGAAGGAAGCCAUGCACCACAAGGAUGAGAAGGAGACCAUGACUGAGCCAUCUGUCUAUGCUGAGGAUGUGUCCAAACUGAAGGAUGCUGACGAACUCAAGCAAGCUUGCAUAGGCCUGAAAGACACCAACAGAUCUCCUAGGUUCAUGCGUAAGCCGCUGGAAGUCAGUGAUCUCCUGAGUAGGCUGAGAUCUGCCGCUCCAGACUUCCAUAAGCUGAAUGAGGACGGAGAGCUGUGGCUGGUUAAUCAGGGCUUAAAGGAAACCAUCAGGUUACUGGAGCACCAGUUGCAGACUCAGCGGAGAACUUACGAUAACGAAGUGGAAUCACUGCGCAGCGAGCUGCAGAACGUGAAGGAGGAGAACAACCGUCAGCAGCAGCUCUUGGCCCAAAACCUCCAGCUACCUCCAGAGGCCCGAAUCGAAGCCAGUCUGCAGCACGAGAUCACCCGGCUCACCAACGAGAACCUGGAACUUUUGGCUGAAGACCCCACAGCGUCCCGAGAGGCUCGAGUCAUCAUUUUACGACGGAUGGUUGAUCUAAUGGAGCAGCUGGAGAAGCAGGACCGAACCAUCCGCAAGCUCAAGAAGCAGCUGAAGGUUUACUCCAAGAGGAUUGGAGAGAUGGGAGCGGGUCAAACCGAGGGCCAGACGUCUCCGGGACAGAUGGUGGAUGAGCCGAUUCACCCUGUGAACAUUCCCCGCAGGGAGAAAGAUUUCCAAGGGAUGCUGGAGUACAAGAAGGAGGAUGAGCUCAAACUGGUCAAGAACCUCAUCCUGGAGCUGAAGCCUCGUGGUGUAGCCGUGAAUCUGAUCCCAGGUCUGCCAGCCUACAUUCUGUUCAUGUGUCUGAGACACGCAGACUAUGUCAACGAUGACCAGAAGGUCCGCACUCUGCUCACCUCAACCAUCAACAGUAUUAAGAAGAUCUUGAAGAAACGAGGAGAUGACUUUGAGACAGUUUCCUUCUGGCUGGCGAACACCUGCCGCUUCUUACACUGUCUGAAACAAUACAGCGGAGACGAGGCCUUCAUGAAGCACAACACGCAGAGGCAGAAUGAACACUGUCUGUCCAACUUCGACCUGGCAGAGUACAGACAGGUGCUGAGUGACCUCUCCAUCCAGAUCUACCAGCAGCUGAUCAAAUGCAUGGAGAACAUCCUCCAGCCCAUGAUAGUCUCUGGCAUGCUGGAGCACGAGACCAUCCAGGGCGUGUCGGGGGUGAAGCCAACGGGUCUCCGUAAGCGAACUUCUAGCAUUGCCGACGAGGGCACCUACACCCUGGACUCCAUCCUGCGGCAGCUCAGCGCCUUCCACUCCACCAUGUGCCAGCACGGCACCGACCCCGAGCUCAUCAAGCAGGUGGUGAAGCAACAGUUCUACAUUAUCGGAGCCGUCACCCUCAACAACCUGCUGCUGCGCAAGGACAUGUGCUCCUGGAGCAAAGGCAUGCAGAUCAGGUACAAUGUGAGCCAGCUGGAGGAGUGGCUCAGAGACAAAGGUCUGAUGACAUGCGGAGCCAAGGAGACUCUGGAGCCUCUGAUCCAGGCGGCUCAGCUGCUGCAGGUGAAGAAAAAGACUGAUGAGGACGCUGAGGCCAUCUGCUCCAUGUGCCUGGCCCUGACCACUGCUCAGAUCGUGAAGGUCCUGAACCUCUACACUCCAGUCAACGAGUUUGAGGAGAGAGUGUCAGUCUCAUUCAUACGAACCAUACAGACUCGCUUGCGAGACCGCUGUGAGAGUCCCCAGUUGUUGAUGGACACGAAGAUGAUUUAUCCCGUCACUUUCCCUUUCAGCCCUUCCUCCCUCGCCCUGGAAACCAUCCAGAUCCCCAGCUCCCUCAACCUGGCGUUCCUCACCCGUGUCUAAACCAAGGCCCUCAUGACCCUCACUGGCCUAAAAAGACUUUUUGCCCCCCAUACACAAGCAUCACAGGAGAAGUAAACACAAAAUUAAUACAAUUUGAGCUAUCAUGUCUAAAAAAUUUAUUUAAACGUCUCAAAAAGCCGCUAAUGUUGAACACCCAGUUCAGACAGUACUUAUUUCUCAGAUAUCCCUGGUCUGAACAUGAGAAAUUAUACACAGAAACUGAAGCUGAACUAUCAACAUGCAUCUGUACAAUACGUCCAUCCUCUGAACGUACACAUGCACGCCUACAUGUGCACCUUCUCUCUUACAAAACGCACAAAUGCACCCCAACACCCACAGUCAUCCUGCUGGUUUAAAUCUGGCUGUAAAACGCCAUUGUUCCGUCCACCGCUUGUAUAAACGCCUGCCUCUUAGAGAAGCCACAGGACCAGAUCAAUGCCUCCAGUACACACCUGGGUCUGUCUUAGUGGUCUCGGACCCAGGUCACCCCCCAGCUCCCUCCUCUGUGUUUCAACUAGUUGUUAAGAUAGUUCUUCUCGUCAUCGUCUCGUUCUCCAGUGAGAAUGUACGUACCGACACACGAGGCCCAGAGGUGCUGAGACCUCACAAAGAGGAAUAACUCGAUAAGAUGUAGUCUUGCUUGAUAUGUUGGGUCUCUAUUUGGUAGGCAAAGUGAAUUUUGAGUCCCAGUACGAAACCAGAUGAGUGAUAAAGUUAGCUCUCUCCACCCCAUGUUGAGGUAACCUGGACCAGGCUUCGUUUUGUAUGUUGUCGUUUUACUCUCUGAACACAGUCAAGCCAAGACAGAACUCAUCGUCUGUACUAUAUUAUUUAUACAUAUAUAAAUAUAUAUAAAUAUUCAUAAUAUGUAUUUUAUUUAUUGCAUUCACCUCCCUCCUCACCCUUUCCUUUUUAAGAUUAGAAGCUUUCUCUCUGCAGAACACGUGUCCGAUAUGAAGGAUGGGACCAUAACUUCCCAAGAUGAACAGCUUUGUGGGGACAGUUUUUAGUUUUAGUUCCAUUGUACGCUAUUUAUGCCAAUAUCAGGUAAAAGAUGUAGUAUAGUUUAAAGGAGUGUCGGCACAGGUUAUUUGUUAGGCCGUGUCUUAACGUAGAGAUGCCGCUUUAUCAUGUUUGUCCUGCAUUUCUGGCAGAUGAAGUGUAGCACGGAUUUUGACUGAGGAGAGAUUUAGAAGGUGCAAAGGUUCAAACUCUGGCCAAGGGUUUGAGCUGCUACAAUCGAUACUGUUUACAGCUGUGACCAGAGCCGAGCGUCACAGGAAACACUGGCACAAAGAUAUUU
This is a messenger RNA of Morone saxatilis (striped sea-bass), 7225 nucleotides long. RefSeq names its product myosin VAa (gene myo5aa). The record is from RefSeq and is a predicted model, not a curated record. Gene Ontology annotation, molecular function: microfilament motor activity; actin filament binding; ATP binding. The transcript is spliced from 44 exons. Gene Ontology annotation, biological process: actin filament organization; vesicle transport along actin filament. Lineage: Eukaryota; Metazoa; Chordata; Actinopteri; Moronidae. The coding region runs from base 232 to 5922 and encodes 1896 amino acids. Gene Ontology annotation, cellular component: actin cytoskeleton; cytoplasm; vesicle.